AUGACAGAGCUCAGAGAGCCAUUUGACAUUAAUAAAACCAGCAAAGAAUGGGGAAGUCCAGAGGGCAAAACCCAGAGAGUCCAGACUCCGUCCACCAUCUGCGACAAAGACAAGUUUACUUCUGCAUGCCCUCUGAACCUGGUGUAUAUCCUGAACGACAACAUUUUGUUAGGCAAGGUGUUCAUGGUAGGGAGUCUAGAAACACAUCUGCUUGCGUGGAUGGUCUAUACAAGAAUUGUGGCGGCAGGACUGGACUUUCUGGACAUGGCAGCGAUACUGAUAACGGCCUUUGAAGCUCAUCAGGCAUUGUCACGAGCAAUGCCAGCAGCCAUGGCGACAUCCCUGGGUAUGACCAAACCAGUUGCGUCGUCACAAUCCUGGUCCUUUGCAGCAUCAAGAUGGAUGGCAGUACCAGAGUUGUCAAUGGCUGCUGCCGUGGGGUCAUUGGCUAUUGUUGAAGCUCAGCUGUCUGUGGAUUUUCAUCCCGGACAGGUGUUGUUGCGAGCAGCACCAGCAGCCAUGGCGGCAUCUCUGGGUAUGACCGAACCAGUUGCGGCGUCACAAUCUCGUUCGUUUGCGGCAUCCAGGCAAACAGCGGUACCGGAGUCAAUGGCUGCUGCCAUGGGGUCGCUGGCUGUGACUAGAUGGCCUGCAACAUUGGCAGUGUCAAGGUGGAUGUUGCAGAUGCAGCAUGAAUCUGCCACUGCGCAGCUGAGCCAUAUUAAGCAGUCGAUGUUCCUGGUUGCCAGAAUGUGCAACCUCGAGCUUGCGGAACGUGGUCUCUCUUCUCUCUUGCACAAUGACUUUGGUUUGCAAUGUCUGGCACUGAAACUCUGCGCAGUUAUGAAAUGUGUUUACGGCACAGAGUAUCUGCUAUCAAUGACUCACGCCCAGUACCUGGAAACGUUCGGAAUCGACCAGUAUAUCGGCCACCUUUACAACACAAGGCAGCACGGAUUCUUCAGGGUCUUGCAGCAAAGGACCGAUAUUGCCAAUGAUUCGAGACUGCCAAGACCAUGCCUUGUUGUUGCCAUCUUGCUUGAAGGAAAUGAGAUUUCACCAAUCACUUUCUACUACACACACACAACUAUCUAUCAUGCCUCUUCGCUACCCAUGCUGCUCUAUGUGCUCCAACUUGAGGACGGAAAAUGCCAAAAGUGCGCCAAAUUCUCACAGUUGACAUCUACACCGGAGAUAAAUGCAAUUGAGGCGUGGAAACAGUGCAAGCAAUGUGGAUGUGCAUACCCACAUUUGCAAAACACUGCUAACAUAGACAAUGUAGGAUACACUGAGAAUGACACUAUGGAUGCUGCUACAUCUGCUGCGAGUAGGGCUCAAGUGUACCAACAUCAAGCUUUCGAGCACCGCCUCAAUUGGCCUCAGAACCCCAGUAUCAAGAAUGCAAUGGAGAUCAAUAUCCGAAGGGCUCAACAGUCUCAGCUCAGAAAGGAGGCUUCUAUUGUCAUACUUGUCAAGGACUUCCGUGUUUUUCGGGACUUGGAUAAGAAUAAGUCCACCCGGGAAGAGAACCCGUCAGAGGAUGAUGAUGACGGAGUGGUUCUUAUUUUGCAUACCAAGCCAUCCAGACCUACAAGGUCGUGGAAGAGUCACGCUCAACGUCCAAGGACAGCUUGGUCAUCUGCCAGAUCUGCACCCUCCUCUGCCCUUGAUAAGAGCGAUCACAAUAACAACCCUACCUCUGCACAAACUACCACCACCAAACGGGCUCACCCAACGGUGGCACGUCAUGGAUACCUGGGAACUGGGUCAUGCAAAGAUGUGUUCCUGGGAUUGUAUCACAACCACCGCAUGGCAGUAGUGCAGCUCAAGCCUGUGGCUGACAGUAGCUUCACCUCUGAGUUUGACAACGAGAAUGACCUGAAGCAUGAACUCAAGCUCCUGGCGCUGAGUUCUUAUUUUGCAGCCUUGUUCAAGAUACGAGCUGACCAGGUUAACACAAUUGGCCCUAGGCCUGAAGACCUUGAUAACGACAACCGUCCCCUGUGCCACAAGACCUUCCUAGUAAUGCCAUUGCUGGACUUGGACGACAAAUUGUGGUGUGAGAGGAAGUUCUCUGGUCACAACAUGCCAGGCAACAGCAAAGACUUCCUAGGCCAGUGUAUGGACGUAUUUGCACACCAUGUUGUGCUGGACAGUCUGGGAUCGUGCACGCUGAUAGACAUACCAGGUUUUUAUACAUAUUACCUCAUGAGAAUGAUGUGA
Punctularia strigosozonata HHB-11173 SS5 is the source of this 2223-nucleotide messenger RNA. RefSeq lists its product as uncharacterized. The transcript has 15 exons. The coding region runs from base 1 to 2223 and encodes 740 amino acids. Lineage: Eukaryota; Fungi; Basidiomycota; Agaricomycetes; Corticiales; Punctulariaceae. The record is from RefSeq and is a predicted model, not a curated record.